AAUCGGACUCUUAUUUAUUUAAAGAAUCUUGAGUUAUAACCAAAACAAGCGUCCUACUCGCAGCUUGUUGCCUGUGGCAGAUGAGGACUCUGUUUUGAAUCGAUAUAUAGAGACAAAAAACUAAAACGCCUUGAUCAAAACAGUUAAAACCGUCGGUUGGGCUGCCUGAUCGCCUUUUUCAUUUUCUUUUUCAUUUUCUAAUUUGUCCGGACUGAAACAAAAUGCAGCAGCCUGAAACCCAGCAGGCAACUCAGCAAACAGCGACAGAAAUCCUUGAUCCAGCAGUUCAGUACCUGCGUCGGAAGAAGACGGCUCUGUGGGUGACCGUGUCUCUGCUGGCUCUAUCUCUGGUGGUGCUGACUGUGGGUCUGGUCUCUGCCACUCGCACAGACAACGUGCCUGUUUCUGGAUAUUACCCCGGCAUCACCCUCAGUUUUGGAGCUUUUCUGGGUAUUGUUGGCAUCCACCUGGUGGAAAACCGCAGACCCAUGCUCAUGGCAGCGAUCAUUGUCAUCAGUAUGGGAGUCAUCGCAUCUUUCUUCUGUGCCAUUGUGGACGGGAUCAUCGCUUCAAAGUUCAUUGACUCAAGGCUUUUGCAGGAGAACAUGUGUGACUUUUACACCAGUGGAUCGGCCUAUGCCUACGACAGCUACUACACUGAGGUGACAUGCAAAGCAUGCAAGAUGAACCUGAGGAGCAACACCUGCUUCUGCUGCUACCUGUACAACUGUGAGAGCACAGAGUACCACACACAGUACUAUGAGUUUACUGGGGUCAGCAGCUGCUGGGAUGUGGUCUACCUGUACCGUCUGAUGUGGGCCUCAGUGGUGUUCAACGUGAUUGCCUUGUUCUUGGGCAUCAUCGCUGCCGCCAUCCUCGGAGCGUACAAGGAUUUGAAAAAGCCAACUCCUCAGAUGGCUGCCAGCCCCACACCGCCACCCCACAUCAUGUACAACCCAACCCAGCACAUGCUCACCUACGCUGGCUUCUGUCCUUCAGGACAGACUCUGCCUGCCUACCCCAACUAUCCAAUAUCCAUGCAGCAUAACAGCAGCUUUCAUCCACCUACUACUCCCCAUCUGAUCCCUGACGGAGGCCCUGGCUCCAACUCCUGCCUGUCUGAGGAGAACCAGGGCCAGCAGCCAUCUCAGGCUCCCACACAGCAACAGCCACAGGGAGCCACCCAGGAACCAGGGGGCUACAUGUUGACACCCAACGCUCCUGUCCUCUACGGAUCCCCCUACAGCCCCUUUGAGAAACCUCCACCGUACGCCUGCUGAGCCCUCAGAUAAAUACAUGGAGCAUGUUGGAGAAGAAAUAUCUUGAUCGGGUCGGACUGAAUGUAGCUCAAGACAUGUCAUAGGUGACCUUGUAGACGGAUUCACGACUACUCUGUAGGUUACUGAUAUAAAUGCUACAUUUAAAGUGGUUGACUGAAGAGAGACACAUAUUUCAAGUUAUGUGGUGUGAUUAUAUAGACAUGAUUUAGUUAUUUCAUGUGUAUUCAUUGAGGGAAGCAGCUGUGGUAAAUAUACUUCAUUCAAAUAUGCUUAUUUGUUUUCUUGCCGAGAGUUAGAUAAGAAGAUUGAUACCACUCUCGUGUCUAUAGGUAAAUAUUAUAUACCAGCCAGCCAACUAAACUUAGCAUAAAAAUUGGAAACAGAAUUAAAACAGCCAACCUGGCUAUGCUCAAAGUAAACAAAAUCUGCCUACCAGCCUCUCUUAAGCUCACAUUUAACACAUUAUAUCUCAUUUAUUUAAUCUGUACAAAACUGAAGUCUAAAAACUACAACAAAAACUAAAAACUUCUUGCAGCCCAAAACUGGUCUUUAGAUGCUAUAUAUUGCAUAUAUAUAUAUAUAUAUAUGUAUAUAUAUAUGUAUAUAUACGAAAGUGAAUACAGUUGGUGUACACUUGACUGUGAUCUGAGAGUUGUUUUUGUUAUAACUUGUGUAGAUUGGAAUACAAAUCUUUCUGUGUAUUGUCUCACUAUACAGAUCACUGUUCAAGCAGUUAAAAGGGCUUUAUUGAAAUGUGAACUGGAGAGUAAAUGACGCUCAUGUUGCUGUUACUUAAUUAUGUUGUGUGAAAUAUUUAAUGUGCACUUUAAAGUCAAUAUGCUGUAUAUAUUAUUGAUGAUGCAUGUUAACUGCUGUGGGAUGGGAUAAUGUAGCUGCUGCUGCUGCUAUGAAAUACAUCUUGUAUUUAAGAGACACCUAUAGAAACGCAUACAUUCACUGAUGCAUACAAAUACAUGUGUUGUAAGGGCUUCAUCAAAAUCUUACAUUUAAAGGUAGAGUGAACAACAGUGGGAAAUAUGCUUAUUGGCUUGAGUUAAAUGAGACGAUCAAUACCACUAUCAUGUCUGUACAGUCAAGUAUGAUGUAUGAAGCUACUGCCAGCAACCAGUUAGCUUAGCUUAGCAUAAAGAUCCUGGCUCUGUCUAAAGGUAACAAAAUCAAAGUUUUAGCACCUUCCAAGUUCACUAAUUAACACAUUUUAUACCAAGGCAGGCAGUUUUAUAUACUAGGAAGUUUCCCCGUUUCCACUUUCUUGAGAAAGCGAAAUAUGUAUUUUCCAAACUGCCCAAUUCACUGUAUUGUAUUACCUCAAAGGGAGACUAUAUAUAAGAAAUCACACAUUCUCCCUUUUAUGCUAUUAUAUAAAUAGAAAGUUGAAUUUAUAAGCAAUAAAACUCUUUUGCUCAACUCAAUACUCAAGAAGUUAUUGCUACAGCCUUACUUUGUCUGGUAUGAUCAGCAGUGUAUGGAGGUUAAUUUUAGCAAAUCUUAGCAAGUAGUUAUUGCUGUAUAAUACACAUUACUGACUCA
This is a messenger RNA of Micropterus salmoides (largemouth bass), 2831 nucleotides long. RefSeq names its product transmembrane protein 255B. NCBI's taxonomy places the organism in Eukaryota, Metazoa, Chordata, Actinopteri, Centrarchiformes, Centrarchidae. The record is from RefSeq and is a predicted model, not a curated record. The transcript has 9 exons. The coding region runs from base 222 to 1280 and encodes 352 amino acids.